This is a messenger RNA of Branchiostoma floridae (Florida lancelet), 1470 nucleotides long. Its product is annotated as alpha-2,8-sialyltransferase 8B-like. Gene Ontology annotation, biological process: oligosaccharide metabolic process; N-glycan processing. The record is from RefSeq and is a predicted model, not a curated record. Gene Ontology annotation, molecular function: alpha-N-acetylneuraminate alpha-2,8-sialyltransferase activity. The coding region runs from base 21 to 1133 and encodes 370 amino acids. The transcript is spliced from 5 exons. Lineage: Eukaryota; Metazoa; Chordata; Leptocardii; Amphioxiformes; Branchiostomatidae.
UUAAAGAAGGCUACAGAGGAAUGUCUGCAAAAAUGGCAUGCAACGGUACAAGAGGGAUUUUCCGUGGCUCAGUGGGUAGGAAGAGGAUGGGCUUCUUGGUACUGAUGUUCCUUGGGCUGUUUCCAAUGGUAGUGUUUGUCGUACAACAGCAGUGGACGUUAGUACGCGACAAAGCGCUGUUGAAAACAUUGGAGUGUUACAGAUUACAGAGUGGAGCUAAGAAUAACAACUGCAGCGCCCUAACUGACACCAAGAGCUGGAAGAGAAACGAGACUGUCAUCAAAGACAUGCAGGAGAAGGUGAAGCGGUUCUUUGACCCCACAGGCAACAUCUCCCUUCUCAAGUACCAGGUGAAGCCAGGCGAUCGCAUGUGGUUCCUACAAAGCCGAAUUUUCUCGCACUCGUCAGUGACGGUGUCCCAGAGCUUCCACAACAUGCUGCCCUCCCGGCCACCGCUGGAGAAUAAACACUUCCGCAAGUGUGCAGUGGUGGGUAACUCAGGAAUUCUUCUCCACUCCGGGUGCGGUAGGGAGAUCGACACUCAUGACUUUGUGUUCCGGUGCAACCUACCCGAGCUGGAAGGCUACGAGAAAGACGUGGGCACCAAAUCCAACUUCACCACCAUGAACCCCUCCGUGAUAUUAACUUACUACAAGGACUUUGUGGAGCCGAAGCUGAAGGAACGCUUCAUCAACAGACUCCGUCGUUUAGAAGGAGGAAUUUUGUUCAUACCUGCUUUUGUUGCAACGUGGGAAAACGAACAUGUGCAGUGGACAAACGACAUCAUCGUAGAACACAAUAUCAACGUGCGAACAGCGUACCCAAGUCCAGACAUGGAGAAAUGGAUAACAGGGUACUGGAAGUCUACAGAGUACAGGGUUGCCCGCCCUUCCUCUGGCUUGUGGAUGUACACCUUUGCUGUCAGUCUGUGUGACGAGGUUCACCUCUAUGGCAUGUACCCUUUUGAUAUUGACAGGUAUGGUCGCAAUGUUAAUUACCAUUAUUACGAUCCGCGACCAUUCGCCACGACGCACUUCGGUCACGACAUGCCGAUUGAGUUUCAAGUCUUCAAGAGCCUUCAUCAGAAGGGGGCGCUACGUCUCCAGACAGACAAGUGUCAAUCAUCGGGAUAACAUCCAGUCUUCCGUUGUCCUGGUCACAAUACAUAAACUCCAAGCAAAUGAGUAAGGUUAAAACGAUGUGUAGCUAAAAAGGCAAGUCCUUGGGUAUACAUUGCAUGUAUCAUAAAUGAGUAUGCACAAAGCUAACAAAAACACAGCACACUCUGGUUACUGUUUUCCUAAAGCCUUACGCUAAGAGCACAACCAGCCCUACAUGCAAAUGCGUACUGUCUACGUCCGAAAACGCGGGCAAUCUUUUGGGAUCCGUACGCUGUACGUACCACCUCCGUACGAACUCGUAGGGAAUUUGAUGGAUUUGGGAGCAUGCAGACACACCGUACAACUUUAC